AUUUCUAUAUUUUCAAGAUAUUGAUGCAUAUAAAGCAACCCAGACUCUUCAUUCUUAACAACAGCUGCAUGCAACCCAUACUCUUCAUUCUUUAAUAUAAGGACUUGAGAUUUCGUUAUUUGUUUCUUGUUAGGAGUGUCUGUGACCAUGCCUUUCAUCCAACUUAACUACUCCUACAUUCCAAUGGACAAGGCGUCAUCAUCAACUAAAAGCACCCCGGAUUUCUCAUUGUCUUGUUUUGUCAGUGUCCUUUUAUUUGAUUUAAUUCCCAGCUGGAUAAGUAGCACCCAAAGUCUUUUGACAAGAUUUUGGUCUUCUCUCCAAUGCCAAGAUUCCCAAGCACUCGAUGUCGCCAAAUCAAAGGUUUGGGCUGAGAAGAAGAAUUCAGAUUUUGUUCUGAGUCAGCAGCAUACUUGCUCAAGCGAAAAUAAAGAUGAUAGCAGCUUGAGCAGAGGAGAUGCGGCAAUGGUCAUGCAAAGAUUGGGAAUUGUGUGCAGCCCAGAAGGCGAUGAACUUCAAGAGAGGCUCAGUUCCAAUGAGCUUUCAGGGCUGUUUGAUGAGAAGGAACCAAGUUUGGAGGAGGUGAAGGAAGCUUUUAAUGUUUUUGACGAGAACAGGGAUGGGUUUAUUGAUGGAAGGGAGCUGCAGAGAGUUCUCUGUAUUUUGGGUUUGAAGGAAGGAGAGGAUUUGGCCAACUGCAACAAAAUGAUCAGGGCAUUAGAUGAAAACGGUGAUGGAAGAAUAGAUUUCAACGAAUUUAUAAAAUUCAUGGAGAAUAUCUGAAUAUUUAUUUUUCUUUUACUUGCAGCUUAUCUUGUGUAAUUCGCUAGUUGAAUAAUUGAUUUUUACAUAUCAGCUAUGUGCUAAAUGUUUCGCGA
Messenger RNA from Juglans regia (Persian walnut), 878 nucleotides. RefSeq names its product probable calcium-binding protein CML46. The record is from RefSeq and is a predicted model, not a curated record. The transcript has a single exon. Gene Ontology annotation, molecular function: calcium ion binding. Lineage: Eukaryota; Viridiplantae; Streptophyta; Magnoliopsida; Fagales; Juglandaceae. Bases 148 to 783 code for a protein of 211 amino acids.